Desarmillaria tabescens is the source of this 1010-nucleotide messenger RNA. Its product is annotated as MFS transporter. Gene Ontology annotation, molecular function: transmembrane transporter activity. The coding region runs from base 64 to 993 and encodes 309 amino acids. Gene Ontology annotation, biological process: transmembrane transport. Gene Ontology annotation, cellular component: membrane. The transcript is spliced from 6 exons. The record is from RefSeq and is a predicted model, not a curated record. NCBI's taxonomy places the organism in Eukaryota, Fungi, Basidiomycota, Agaricomycetes, Agaricales, Physalacriaceae.
CUCAAAUACUUCUCACCGCCAUAUUGGCUCGCAUUUCUUACUCUGGGGUGGGGAGCGACCCUCAUGGUUAUGGCCGCUUCACAGAAUUACAUCACUGUACUCCUUCUACGUCUCCUAAUAGGUGCGUUCAUCGCAGGCCUCGCACCUGGCAUAAUCUACUUCUCCACAUUCUGGUAUCGCCUUCAAGAACGUUCCGUUCGUAUGUCAUUGAUUAUGGCAUCUACACCUCUUGGAGCCGCUUUCGGUGGAAGCGUUGCCUACGGAGUCGGCAGUCUGAAUGGUGUUCGAGGUUUGGAAGGGGCGCCAGCAUGCUUACUCGCAAUCUUCGUGUUCCUCUUCUUACCUGCUUAUCCUGAGAAUGCAACAUGGCUCUCCGACGACGAUCACGCUCUCGCCAUCCGCCGCAUGAAACACGAGUCCUCCAAGUCUGUCGGGCAUGCGAAGAUAACUUGGGAUGGUGCCAAGUCGACGUUGAAAGAUGGGCGACUGUAUUUGCACUAUUUGUUUGCUGUGGUUUCCUUCGUCCUGUCGGCCGCCAUAGGACUCUUCACACCGACAAUUGUCAGUGGACUAGGAUACCAAGGAAGGAAUGCACAGCUAUUUGUCAUCCCGCUCUUUGCUGCCACGUCUGUAGGUACCGUAGGGUUGUCAGCGGUGGCAGACAAGUAUCGAGCGUGGUCAAUGUGUGUACUACUCUCACAAAUUUUAGCAGGGGUGACGUUCAUUGCUCAAGGAAUCCUAUCGCCAACAGCCUUUAAAGCGCGUUACACGCUGCUCUGUUUCGGAUCGAUGUUUGCCUUCAUGCAUUCGGGGGCUGCGACGGCUUGGUUUACCGGCAACCUAAGGGAUACAAAUGCAACGACCCUGGCCAUCGCCAUUUCUACAACAGUUACCUUGGCGGGACAGGUCAUUGCCUGUACUCAGCUGUUACGGACGAUUUACAAGCGGAGGAAUAAGAAACUGCAAACGGGACAGAAUCCGUGGAUAGUAUAACAUUUCUGUGUUUCCGU